CCCGUUGAGCGGCGGCGGCGGAGCGAUGCCGGGGGGCCCGGCGCGGCGGGGCGCACCCGCGGGGCCAUGAGGGCGGGCUCCGGCCAUGGCCCAUGGCAGCGCCGCGGUCAUGCUGAAGUGCGUGGUGGUGGGGGACGGCGCCGUGGGCAAGACGUGCCUGCUGAUGAGCUACGCCAACGACGCCUUCCCCGAGGAGUACGUGCCCACCGUCUUCGACCACUACGCAGUCAGCGUCACCGUGGAGGGCAAGCAGUACCUGCUGGGGCUCUACGACACCGCCGGGCAGGAAGACUAUGAUCGUCUGAGACCUUUAUCUUAUCCUAUGACCGAUGUCUUCCUUAUCUGCUUCUCAGUGGUAAACCCUGCUUCAUUUCAAAACGUGAAGGAAGAAUGGGUACCGGAGUUGAAGGAAUAUGCACCUAAUGUUCCUUUUUUACUAGUAGGAACACAGAUUGAUCUUCGUGAUGACCCCAAAACUCUGGCAAGAUUGAAUGAUAUGAAAGAGAAGCCUUUAUCUGUGGAACAAGGACAGAAAUUAGCAAAAGAGAUAGGAGCCUACUGCUAUGUGGAGUGUUCAGCUUUAACACAGAAAGGACUGAAGACUGUUUUUGAUGAAGCUAUUAUAGCCAUUCUAACUCCAAAGAAACACACGGUGAAGAAGAGAAUAGGUUCGAGAUGCAUAAACUGCUGUUUGAUCACGUGAGAUACAUUUGACAAUG
Molecule: messenger RNA, 719 nt
Organism: Lagopus muta (rock ptarmigan)
Lineage: Eukaryota; Metazoa; Chordata; Aves; Galliformes; Phasianidae
Gene: RHOQ
Product: ras homolog family member Q
Exons: 5
Coding region: 86-703 (205 amino acids)
Biological process (GO): cortical actin cytoskeleton organization; small GTPase-mediated signal transduction
Molecular function (GO): GTP binding; GTPase activity
Source: RefSeq, a predicted model, not a curated record